Molecule: messenger RNA, 403 nt
Organism: Cervus elaphus (red deer)
Lineage: Eukaryota; Metazoa; Chordata; Mammalia; Artiodactyla; Cervidae
Gene: ASDURF
Product: ASNSD1 upstream open reading frame
Exons: 4
Coding region: 45-335 (96 amino acids)
Source: RefSeq, a predicted model, not a curated record
GUGCCGCCAGGCGUGGCGCCCUGCGUGGUUGCUUCUCCGCGGAGAUGCCCAGCCGAGGUGAGCGACCCGAGGACGGCGCUGGGGUCGUCCCUGCUGAGAGCUCGACCCCGCACAAGGAGGAGCUCAGCAGCAAGAUUAAAGAACAAAAAGUAGUUGUGGAUGAACUUUCUAACCUGAAGAAGAACAGGAAAGUAUAUAGGCAGCAACAGAACAGCAACAUAUUCUUUCUUGCAGACCGAACAGAAAUGCUUUCUGAAAGCAAAAAUAUAUUGGAUGAGCUGAGGAAAGAAUAUCAAGAAAUAGAAAACUCAGAGAAAACCAAAAUCAAGAAAUAGCCAACUUGAUUUUACAGAGCAAUGUGUGGCAUUUGUUGUGCAGUAAGCUUUUCUGUUGAGCAUUUUAG